Solanum dulcamara is the source of this 1119-nucleotide messenger RNA. RefSeq lists its product as uncharacterized. The transcript is spliced from 3 exons. Lineage: Eukaryota; Viridiplantae; Streptophyta; Magnoliopsida; Solanales; Solanaceae. The record is from RefSeq and is a predicted model, not a curated record. The coding region runs from base 1 to 1119 and encodes 372 amino acids.
AUGGCGGUGACCACCCGAAGUGGCAUUCAAAUAGUUGAUCCACCUAUGCCAGAACUUGAGGAUAAUGUGCACGACGUGGUUGUUAUUAAGGAUGAAACAAAUAGCAAAAUCGAGGAAGAAGAAGUAGGCGAAGAACCAAGCACCAAACAUCCUGAAAAAGGAGAUGCAAAGCAUGAUGAGAAAGAAGGCAAUGUAAAAGACGUUGCUCCAACUCCAAUUCCAAUACCUCCUCCUCCUUUUCCUCAAAGAUUGAAGAAAAAGGCCGAAGAUAGAAAAGGCGCUAGAACAAAUGCUGAGUUAUGCCAAGUUUAUGAAGGAUCUUGUCACAAAGAAGAGAACGACAUACCUAUUGAAGAGAGGUUGGGUAUUGAAGCUCUAGCUUCCUUCAUCAUGAACUUUGAUAAAGAUAACAUUGGAGAAUAUGAUGAGAUCGUUUUUUCACUAAAUGGCCUUGGGAAUUUCAAUCACGCACCCAAGAGACUCGACUUAGACUUGAAGAUUAGAGCAACCCCGCCUUUGAAGCCAUCCAUCGAGGAACCUCCAACUUUUGAACUCAAAGCACUACCAUCUCACUUGCAAUAUGCAUUCUUGGUACCAAACAACAUGUUGCCGGUCAUAAUAGCUAUUGAUCUUCACCAAAAGCAAGUAGAAGCUCUUACAUCUAUAUCGAGGCAUUUCAAAAGAGAAAUAAGGUGGUCCAUAGCUAACAUCAUUGGCAUACUAAUGGGCAUAUGUACUCAUAAAAUCCAACUCAUGUCGGAUUUCAAACCAAGCAUUGAAUACCAACGAUGUCUCAACCCACCUAUACAAGAGGUAGUCAAAAAGGAGAUCAUCAAAUGGUUAGAUGCUAGAGUUGUUUAUCCAAUCAUAUAUAGUAAUUGGGUAAGUCCUGUCCAAUGUAUACCAAAAAAGGGUGGUAUUACUGUGGUGCCAAACACAAAGAAUGAACACAUUCUAAUGAGGCCUGUCACCGGUUGGAGAGUGUGUAUGGAUUAUCUCAAACUCAACUCAUGGAUUGAAAAAGAUCACUUUCCAAUACCUUUCAUGGAUAAGAUGCUCGACUAUCUCGCUGACAAAGGUUGGUACUAUUUUCUUGAUGGAUAUUCAGGCAAUAAUUAG